AUGUCGGCCACUCAAAAGCAAAUUUCCCGCCAAAAGCGGCAAUGGAAAGCGGCAGUGGCCGAGGGGAAAGAGUUCAAACCGAAAGGCGCAUGGCUCUUCGACCCCGAGAAGGAAACGCAAGCCCUCAAGAAGGCAAAGGUUGUCCACGACCACGACUCGGGCCACCAGGAGGGAAAACAAACGGAGAAGGGCAAGGCCGCGGAGCAGGCGGAGAAGACGACGAGAAACCAGAAGGACGGGAAGGAGGCGCACCAACACGACGAGAGGGGCCACCACGGGGGGGAGAAGGACAAGAAGGAAACGACGGAGAAGAAGGACGAGGAGACGGGGAAGCAGCAGGGCGGGGAAGAGGAGACCCAGCAGAACGCGAAGGGCCACUACUCUUGGGAGAGGCAGGGUUGGCGGCCCCUGUGCCGAGACUUCAAAAGAGGUCGGUGUUCUUACGGCGCGCGCUGCCGCUUCUACCACAGCGGCGCCGAUGCGUCGGCAGGCAGCAGCACGGACAACGGGGGCGGCAGCCGUCCUGCGUGCUUCCACUACAAGGCUGGGUCUUGCUUGUACGGAGAGAAGUGUUGGUACAAGCACGAGGUGGGCGACGCGGGCCCUGCGGCCAAGGACAGCGGAGCAGUUUACGAGGACAGCGACAUCCCUAAACCAGGGGAUCUUAUUCAACAGACGCCCGACGAAGCAGCUCUCACGGCGUCAAUCGCCCAGUGGGCGGUCGAGACGGAGUGGGAAUUGCGGACGACGAGAUCCAACAAGGAGGUGUGGUUCUCCAUCGACUCCCACGAGUCGCUCUGGAACGAGCCCUCCGCGAACGAGAAGGCGAAGCUCGUGGAGAAGAGGCGCGACAUGCAGAAAACCGUCCGCAUUCGUGCCGCCGGCUUGGCGACCAAAGCGGCCGCGUUGUUGGCGAAGUGGGGCGUGCCCAUGGACGAGUUGGACAAGGUGUGA
Prorocentrum cordatum is the source of this 954-nucleotide messenger RNA. The record is from the annotation of a GenBank genome assembly. Lineage: Eukaryota; Dinophyceae; Prorocentrales; Prorocentraceae.